Molecule: messenger RNA, 576 nt
Organism: Penaeus indicus
Lineage: Eukaryota; Metazoa; Arthropoda; Malacostraca; Decapoda; Penaeidae
Product: hydroxysteroid dehydrogenase-like protein 2
Exons: 5
Coding region: 1-576 (191 amino acids)
Source: RefSeq, a predicted model, not a curated record
AUGAAGAUGAUAGUGGCCUUCCUCCUCCUGGGUUGCGUGGCCUCCUCGAGAGCCAUUUUCUUCGACCUCUUCAAGAAGGAAACGCAGCAGGCUGAUCCCUGGCCUGCACAACCAGCCGACCCCUGGGCGCAGCCUGUCGAUCCCUGGGUUCAGCAGCCUGUAAGUGCCUGGGCUAAACCAUCCUUCCAGCCUGUAAUCAAGGAGGUUCCUAUUUACAUCCCAUACCCUAAGUUGGAGCCCGUGCCCAUCUCCAAACCCGUGCCCAUCUUCAAGCCUGAGUUUGUGGAAGCCCCCAUCCCCGUGUAUAAGCCCCAGAUCGGCCUCCCAGACAAGUUCUUCAACUUCAAUGCUAACGUGGGACUCCAGAAGCAGCCUCAGUACUACCAGCAGCCCCAGCAGGUCCACCAGCAGGUCCACCAGCAGCAGCCCCAGGAGCACCGCCAGCCCGCCACGCCCUCCACCGCCUACCAGUCUCUCCUUCAGGAAGUUACCGUGGUCGUCGCCAGGCAGUAUAGCCAAACCUCAUUUGAUUGGCGAGAAUCCUGCAACAAACAACCUAUGAGUCACCGAGACUGA